ACCAUCGCUGGAAUCUAUUGGGUCCCAUUUGUCUCCUAUAGCAGAUGACCGUGGCACAUCGCCUAGAGAAAUGUCUAAGGGAAGCGAGAUAAUACACGAGCAGACAAUCCUAGAAAGCCCUGUGCAUUACAACUCUCUGGACAAAACCUCUAAAUCUUCGCUGUCAAAGCAUGGCUCUGCGGCGACCUUGACUGGUUCCCCAGAUUCUCCUGCUGCUGCCGUACGAUCCACAAUUCAUCCAAGUGGCUAUACGGCGGCCAGCCCGCUCCAGGGUGCGAGCAUCAUUUCUCGGCCUCGAGAAGGAUCUACCCCUCCGUUCGUCCAAAUAUCUAUUCGCUCUCGUACCCUCAGCCGCCAGCAAUCCACUUCUCGUCCCCCUCCAACUCGGGAACCUCCCCCACCUCCUGCAACAUCACAUGUUACUGCCUAGCGGCGGUGCCGAAGACAGAUUUUCCUCGUCGGCUGGGGAUGGGAGCUCAUCUUCCGGCAUAUCGUUCACGACAGGCAACCGGCGAAUACAAGACCUACAUAUAGAAGAAAAUCAUAAUCAACGUUACCGACCAUAUAAAGAUACCAGUUUAGGCUUUGAUCGCGACUUCGAGACUCUGCGCCAACCGGUGAAGGAGUCAGGUCGCAUUCAUGUCAGGGAUGUCAUAGAAUCACACCCACCGCCAGCAUUCCAUCAGCUGAAAAAGUCUCUGUCACAUUCAACCCUGCAGAAGGCUAAAUUAGGUUCUAGCGGUAUGCAAGAUCUCUUUAGAGGAGAUAAGGGAUUGAAGAAGCAACACUCCUUCCAUCGUUCACGUGUCCACACACCACCUACGUCUACGCCAGCCUCUCCUUCUACGCCACUUGAUCACGAUUCAUUAUCAGUCGAAAGCCAUAAACCAUCGUUCCCACGUCCUCAGCCUGCCAUGCGAAAACGUAUGUUUUCGGGUUCGAGUAGGAGACCGUCAACGGCAAUAACAGAUGAAGAUUUGCGCUCUGUGUUCAGUCUUCCAAGCUCCCACUUAGCGUCACCCAAAACUGUUGCGUCCCUACUUGAUGAACCUUCUUCAGAACCGCUUGCAUCUGGUAUGGUCACAUACCCAGUCACGGAGUUUACGCCGCAAUAUAUCAUGUCCCCCGCGGAAAUGUUGAAGGUGGAGGCAAUUGUGCAGGGUGAAUUUGACGCAAAAUACGGAGAGGCUCUACGAAAUCCUCAGCGCAGCACAUUUGCACCGACCCCUAUGUAUGGUACUUCGUAUACGAAAGCAGGCCUGAGGAUGGCUCCGACGUCUUUUCCACGUUUAGCCCCCACUCGCAGCACAUCAAAUUUCAAAGGACCUACCCCUAGAUCAUCGGCACGUCCCUCCACUGCACAACCAACUUCAUAUUCGACGCCGACGUUCCUGUCAUCCACCUUGCCCAAAGUUGGUUUGUCGCCCCCGCCACGUCUACGAGCUCGUCCACGUACCGCCGAGACGAUGUACCAUGAAGAUUUGUUCAGCAGGCAAUCAAGUAAUAUGCCAUUCAUUUCGUUAUCGCCGCCGCCUCCGCGCCCGAAGUGUCCAACUCGAGCACCAUCACUCACGGGCGAUACAACGGUACCGCAGCGAUCCGUAAUUCGGAAGCCCUCCUUCCUGGAGAUUGCAGAUGAUACCAGUGGUUAUGAAGGCAGCUUCCUCGACUUUGACAGUGGCAAAGAGUCUCUUGAUCUCUCUCGGGACCUCGACUGUGAUGAUGACGAUAGGGAUUCUAUCCCUAUUUGACGCAGCUUUUUUCGAUAGACACGCUCUUUUAAAUUGAUUAUUCUGUCCAUUAUUCGUAUGCUACUUACCUUACUGCUCUUAUAUUAAUAUACUGACACCUUCAAGUUGCCUUCACUUAUGGCAUUGUUUUAUUAGUUUAAGCCGUACUACAUAUUUACUGCUCUCCCGUUACUUCUCCCCAACCAAUCAUUU
This is a messenger RNA of Suillus paluster, 1943 nucleotides long. RefSeq lists its product as uncharacterized. The transcript is spliced from 2 exons. Lineage: Eukaryota; Fungi; Basidiomycota; Agaricomycetes; Boletales; Suillaceae. The record is from RefSeq and is a predicted model, not a curated record. Bases 417 to 1751 code for a protein of 444 amino acids.